AUUGAGGCUCUAGGCAACAGCCUAGCUGGCCUAGUCCAUAAGACGGCUCUGGCGUGUGAGAGACUGAGGAAGAGAAGAGGAAGAGGAGAAAGAUGAUAGAGGCGGUGGUGGUGAUGAACACACAGGGGAAACCCAGGCUAACGAAAUUCUACAAUUAUGUGACUAUGGAGAAGCAGCAAGAAAUUGUACGGAGCAUAUAUGGAGUCUUGUGUAGUAGAGCUGAGAAUGUGAGCAACUUCAUUAAAGCUGAUUCAAUCUUCGGUCCGGAAACUCGACUAGUAUACAAGCACUAUGCCACGUUGUACAUUGUUUUCGUGUUUGAUAGCUCUGAGAACGAGCUAGCUAUGCUUGAUCUUAUUCAAGUUUUUGUGGAGACCUUGGACAAGUGCUUCAAGAAUGUGUGCGAGCUUGAUGUUGUCUUCAAUUUUAGCAAGAUUCACACAAUUCUGAAUGAAAUCAUAUUUGGAGGUCAAGUGCUUGAAACAAGCUCGACAGAAGUUAUGAAAGCUGUUGAAGAAAUCACCAAGUUGGAGAAGGCGUCAAAUGCCAUCACACUCCCAAGAUCUGUCUCCGGCUGGCAGGUCCGGUAGCAUUAGCAAGGCUGGCCAGAGAAGUCAAGCAUGUGUGUAUUCUGUUCUUGAUACAUAUAAACCUGUGGCAUUUUUGUUGGGAACUCUAUUAGUGGAAGACUUGCAUAUGGAAAACCUGCUACUACAGAAGAAGCAGCUCUUGUACUGGCUCUUUGUACUGGUUCGGUUAUUGAUAACAACAUUAUGUAUAGCUUAAGGAUUCAGAUUUGCUCUUGUGCAGAAAAUGAUGAUUUAAUAACGUUCUUUCAACAGAAACUUAUCACUGAAAAUGAAUGAGGGGGUGGAAGGUUUGACUAGGAGGUUCACUUGGUUUUGUCUCAUACAAGGUUUGAGGUAUGUUCAACAGUCAAUGGCAUGACCAUGAGCACCUACCUCUGUAUAUUGGCGUCAAAUAGAGAAUAAUGACCGUUUGUUUUUCCGUCAUGAUGGUUUUUUUCUUUUUCUUGGAUGUUGAAUACACUGUAUGAACAUUUGCUGAGAGAAAUUGGCACAGAAGUUGCUGGCUCUGGAGAUUUUCUGA
Papaver somniferum (opium poppy) is the source of this 1110-nucleotide messenger RNA. Its product is annotated as AP-3 complex subunit sigma-like. The coding region runs from base 93 to 590 and encodes 165 amino acids. Gene Ontology annotation, biological process: protein transport; Golgi to vacuole transport. The record is from RefSeq and is a predicted model, not a curated record. The transcript is spliced from 7 exons. Lineage: Eukaryota; Viridiplantae; Streptophyta; Magnoliopsida; Ranunculales; Papaveraceae. Gene Ontology annotation, cellular component: intracellular membrane-bounded organelle; AP-3 adaptor complex.